GCUGCUGCCGAGGCUGCCCUGCAAGUCUGCAACAGAACACUCCAAAGGUCGCCUGCACCGAACCGGGCGUACCCGAACCGGAGCAAAUCUUCGGCGAAGUCGAGCCGAAGCGGUCGCGGCGGAGGAGGGAGGCGCCAGCGAUAGUAGGAAGGAAGGGGGGAGUAGAAGAUGGAUCCGGAUGAGGUGAAGUCGAAGCUCCAGGGCCUGGCCUUCGGCAACGUCCUGGCCGCCGCCGCCCGCGACUACAAGAAGGAAGUUAUAGCUAAAGAGAAGGCUCAAGCAACACCUGCAAUCCAUGAUGAAGUUGAUCUUGACGAGUUAUUGGAUGACCCAGAGCUUGAGAAAUUGCAUGCAGAAAGAAUUGCUGCUCUGAAGAAAGAGGUUGAGAAGCGUGAAGUGCUAAAGAGGCAAGGUCAUGGUGAAUACAGGGAGAUAACUGAAGGAGACUUCCUAGCAGAGGUCACUCGUGGUGACAAAGUUAUCUGUCAUUUCUACCAUCGUGAAUUUUACCGCUGCAAGAUCAUGGAUAAGCAUUUGAAGGCCCUUGCACCUGUCUACUUGGGGACAAAAUUCGUCAAGCUUGAUGCCGAAAAUGCUCCCUUCUUCGUGGCAAAGCUGGCAAUCAAAAUGUUGCCCUGUGUUAUAUUGUUCAAGAAGGGUAUUGCUAUUGAUCGGUUAGUCGGGUUUGAUGACCUUGGAAGCAAAGAUGAUUUUUCUACCAGGGCAUUGGAAAACGUACUCAAGAGGAAAGGUAUUAUCGAGGAAAAGAAGAAAGACGAGGACGAUGAAGAUGAUGAGACCGACAUGUCAAAAAACAGGAGGGUUAGAUCUUCAACCGCUCACGAUUCGGAUUCAGAUUGAGUAUGAAGCCGAGGAUCAUAUCUUCUGUAACAUUAAGUUUGUCCGUUUUGUACUCUAGAUCUCAAAUGCUCUUUACGAUUUAUGUUGUUCUGUAUUGUAUCAAACAACAGAACUGGAUACGCGGUGGCUGGAUGUACAAGUGAUUUGCUAGUAGCUCUAGUUUUGUGUGAGGUGGGAUAUAGUUCAUCAACUAGUAACCGUGUAACGAAUAAUUCCAAAUUAACACAAUUCCAAGUAACCCCCACUGGGGACUUUACAAAUUA
Messenger RNA from Brachypodium distachyon (stiff brome), 1124 nucleotides. Its product is annotated as thioredoxin domain-containing protein PLP3B. The record is from RefSeq and is a predicted model, not a curated record. The transcript is spliced from 8 exons. NCBI's taxonomy places the organism in Eukaryota, Viridiplantae, Streptophyta, Magnoliopsida, Poales, Poaceae. Gene Ontology annotation, cellular component: cytoplasm. The coding region runs from base 169 to 861 and encodes 230 amino acids.